Molecule: messenger RNA, 7542 nt
Organism: Conger conger (European conger)
Lineage: Eukaryota; Metazoa; Chordata; Actinopteri; Anguilliformes; Congridae
Gene: tbc1d4
Product: TBC1 domain family, member 4
Exons: 20
Coding region: 777-4556 (1259 amino acids)
Source: RefSeq, a predicted model, not a curated record
UCCUCCCAGCGUAAGGACGCAGCGAUGCUUGUUCUUUACACAUGCGAUGGGAAACCUGUCACGUACAGCCACUCCUCCCGAAGCAACCCGACCCAGGUCCUGGGACUCAGCACAACAAAGCGCAGGCAGACACACUGCUGGCUAGUUAGUUGGCUACCGCAGGGAAGUGGGACUGUGGGGACCAGUUCCGAUGCAAGACCGAGAGGAUACGCGAUUGAUCGUUUGUUGAGUGUACUAAUCGCAGUUGAGAAAGUUGUCGGACGGGUGUUGUUUUUGCUUUUAGCGAACACAAGGGCAGCGUUCGCUCAGCUGUCUCGGAGCGCCACGUUUUAGGACGGCGUGUGCAAGAGUGAAGCGCGUCCCAUGCAAGUGAAAAGGGACUCGUGCCUUCGGACGGACGUCGCCAAGUAUCUAAUUGAUGGAUUCCGCGGAAAGGCAACAGAUCCAGUCUCAACAGGAGCACGUUUGUGACCGGGCUUUUUAAGCACUGCUGCACGAGGAGCGUGUAGCUACUACCAACGCAGCUGUUGCAAUAACUUUUUUUUCCCUCAUAGAAAAGAGGAAGUUUCCUGUCAGUAAUGGAAUAUGAGGGUUGCCAACUAGCUUGCAAGUUAGAUGCUACUUCACUCCUAAGCAGUGACUGUUAACGGUGUUUUCACUUCGCCCAUCGAAUGCACUAGCCAGGCUAACUUGCGCUCGGGACAUCCGCUGAAAUUCAGCAACAAUAGGUGCUCUCAAUACGCGUUGCGUUCGUGCGCCCUCACAUUAAAAUCCAGAUGGAGUUCAGGCCUGCUAAUAAUAAGGAUGACAGUAAGGGGAGUAACUCCUCGAAGUCCGAGAAGAGGUUUGCGCUGUGGUACAUGGGGUGGUCACCGCUGGACAGGCGGACUACCCUGCCCAUGCUACCCUGGCUGGUAGCGGAGAUCCGUAGGCGGAGCGAGAAGAACGAGUCGGGUCCCGUCCAGGCCAGGGAAGUGGAGCUGAGUCUGAUCCCCCCGCUCAUCCGUUGCGUCCCGGCGAAUAACAGCAACGCGUCCGUCUUCAUAUUCGAGCACAAAGCGCAGUUCAUUUCACGGUUCAUUCACAACAGCCACGACCUCACCUAUUUCGCCUACCUGAUCAGGAGCCAGCCUGACAACCCCGAGUCGGAAAUGGCAUGCCAUGUUUUCAAAGCCAGCGAUCCCAACCAGGUUCCCGAUGUGAUCAGCAGCAUCCGGCAGGUGUCCAAGUCGGCGCUGAAGGAGGACUCCAAGCCCAAGCAGGAGGCGGAGGAGGCCUUCUACAACUCGCAGAAGUUCGAGGUGCUGUACUGCGGCAAGGUCACCGUGGCCAACAAGCGGGUGCCGUCCACCCUGAUCGACGACUGCAUCGACAAGUUCCGUCUGCAUGAGGCGGAGCAGAAGCGCUCCGCCCGCACGCCCAACAACGGCCAGCGAGCCGCGGUGGAGUUCACCAUGGGGGACGACCCCCUGACCCCCGCGGUGUUCGCCAGUGGUUCGGCCCAGGAGGGCGGGGCCGGGGCCGGGGCCGGGGCCGGGGUGGGGGGGCCCGCGGGGCCGGGGGAGGAGGGGGAGGACCUCACCCGCAGCCCCAGCCUGGGGAGCGUCGUCCGGGGCGGGUUCCCAGAAUGCAUCCUGGAGGACUCCGGGUUCGACGAGCAGCAGGAGUUCCGCACGCGCUGCAGCAGCCUGGCGGGGGGGCUGCAGAGGAGGCAGAGGGAGGGGCCGCUCAAGGCCCCGCCCCGCAGGAGACACGCCAGCGCCCCCAGCCACGUGCAGCCCACCGACGCCGACAAGAACCGCACCAUGCUGUUCCAGGUUGGACGAUUUGAAGUCAACCUCAUCAGCCCUGACACCAAAACGGUGGUGCUGGAGAAGAACUUCAAGGACAUUUCUUCCUGUUCGCAGGGCAUUAAACAGACGGACCAUUUUGGGUUUGUUUGCCGAGACCCGGCGCAGUCGGGGUCCAGCCAGUAUGUGUGCUACGUGUUCCAGUGCGCCAGCGAGUCCCUGGUGGACGAGGUGAUGAUGACUCUGAAGCAGGCCUUCAGUACAGCCGCUGCUCUGCAGAGCGCUAAGACUCAGGUGAAGCUCUGUGAGGCCUGUCCCAUGCACCACCUGCACAAGCUGUGUGAGAGGAUCGAAGGCCUUUACCCCCCGAGGGCGAAGCUGUCGAUCCAGCGCCACCUCUCCCAGCUCUCUGAUAACGAGCAGGCCGACAUUUUUGAGCGGGUUCAGAGGAUGAAGCCGGCCUCGGACCAGGAGGAGAACGAGCUGGUCAUCCUGCAGCUGCGGCAGCUGUGUGAGGGCAAGCAGAAGGCCCACCUGCACAUCGGGGAGACAACACAGACCCAGAACGUCCCGAACAGCGUGUCCUUGGAGAGCAGUGCUAGCGUGGGGCGCUUCACCCUGGACAUCCUGAAGAACAAAGCCCGCACCUCCCUCACCAGCUCCCUGGAGAACAUCUUCUCACGGGGGAGCCGCAUGCGGGGUCGGCUGGGCAGCAUGGGCAGCACUGAGAGGCAGGACUACUCUCCCGGGGACUCCCCGCCCGGGACGCCGCCCGGGUCGUUGGACGAGGGCGACCCCGACGCGCCGCAGUUCCGCCGCCGCGCCCACACCUUCAGCCACCCGCCCAUCAAGAAGCGCAUCUCCUUCUCCGAGGCCCCGCCCCAGACCGCCAAGGCCCCGCUCCGCAGAUACCAGUCUGUGGCCCCCGAGCUGCUGCAGAGCAGCCCCGUCGUGGUGCCGAGAAAGCGCAGUGUCUCCGAGAGCGAUACCUCCUUCAGCCUGCCCUCCUCCUUCACAACUCCCAAUUUCCUGAAAAACAUUUACCAGGGCUCUCUGGGGUCCCUGGGCUCGCUGGCCGACAGCGGGACCCCCAAGAGCAGUAAUGGAGACAGCAGAAAGAAGACGUUCUCGGGGUGCCCCAGUGACGCUCUGAUUUCGGGGGGCCCCUCCUUCCCCCCCCGCCGGGUCUCCUGGCGGCAGAAGAUCUUCCUGCGCGUGGCCUCCCCCAUGAACAAGCCCCCCGCCUCCAUGCAGCAACCAGGCGGCCUGGAUGGCACGGAGCUGCUGCCCCUCUCCCCCAGAGCCUGUGUCCCGGACCAGGACCCCCUGGCCCGUCUGCUGUCGCCAGACCAGCCCCCCUCCUGCGGGGACAGGCCCCGGCGCACCCCCCUGGAGUACCGCGCCCUGUGGAAGAAGGCCAUCCACCAGCAGAUCCUCCUGCUGCGCAUGGACAAGGAGAACCAGCGCCUGGAGGCCAGCAGAGACGAGCUGCACAUCCGCAAGAUGAAGCUGGACUAUCAGGAGGUGGGCCAGUGCCCCAAGGACGUCCUGGCCCUGUGGGAGAAGAAGCUCAGCGUCCCGGGGAGAGCCAAGGCCCAGUGGGACAAAGAGGAGCUCCACAGCGCCCUCUACCAGGGUGUGCCUAAGUCUCGGCGGGGGGAGGUGUGGCAGUUGGUAUCCCAGCAGCACCGGCAGAGACAGCGGCUUCCCUGCAGACAGGCCCCGCCCGACACGCCCUACCAGGACCUGCUGAAGCAGCUCACAGCCCAGCAGCACGCUAUACUGGUGGACCUGGGCCGGACCUUCCCCACACACCAGUACUUCUCCGCGCAGCUGGGCGCGGGGCAGCUGUCCCUGUACAACCUGCUGAAGGCCUACUCCCUGCUGGACACGGAGGUGGGCUACUGCCAGGGCAUCAGCUUCAUCGCCGGCGUGCUGCUGCUGCACAUGAGCGAGGAGCAGGCCUUCGACAUGCUGUGCUUCCUCAUGUACGACCUGGGCUUCCGCCGCCAGUACCGGCCCGACAUGGUGUCCCUGCAGAUCCAGAUGUACCAGCUCUCGCGGCUGCUCCAUGACUACCACCGCGGGCUGUACGCCCACCUGGAGGAGCACGAGAUCGGGCCCAGUCUGUACGCCGCGCCCUGGUUCCUCACACUCUUCGCCUCGCAGUUCCCCCUGGGGUUUGUGGCCCGGAUCUUCGAUAUCCUGUUUGUGCAGGGCACGGAGGUGAUCUUUAAGGUGGCACUGUGCCUGCUGAGUCAUCACGAGGGGGAGAUCGUGAAGUGCGACAGCUUCGAGGCAGUGGUGGAGUACAUGAAGAACACCAUCCCCUCCCUCAGCCAGCCCCAGAUGGAGCUCAUCAUAGCCCAGGUGUUGGAGAUGGACGUCUCUAAGCAGCUCCACGCCUACGAGGUGGAGUACCACGUUCUGCAGGAUGAGCUGCUGGAGGCCACGCCCGUGUCUGACGACGCCGACCGAUUGGACAAGCUCGAGAGGACCAACGCCCAGCUGAAGAAGCAGAACAUGGACUUACUGGAGAAGCUGCAGGCUGCGCGCUGUAAGAUCCAGUCUCUGGAGCAGAGUGUGGAGACCUUUGUGUCGCGGGAGGGGCAGAUGAAGCACACCAUCCGCUCCCUGGAGCAGGAGAAGGCCUCCUUCCACAAGACCAUUGAGCGUCUGCGCCACGCCCCCUCCACCGACGCCCUGGCCGACGUCGAGCUCACACACAUCCGGCCCGGCACCAACGGGAAGCCCAAAAAACCCUGAUCGCCACGGAGACCGCCGGGCACGUGGGCAGAUCCUUCUCCACCCCCCCCUCUCUCUCACUCUCCCUCUCUUUCUCUCUCCUUCACUGUACAAAGUUGUGCUGAAGAACACUGGCUUUUAUUUGAGUGGCCUUAACUUUGUGGACCCAGGACAGUCUGGACUUGGGAAAUGUUCCUCUCCGUCAGUGUACGUGUGUGUGUGUGUGUGUGAGGAGCUACAGGACUGUGUGUGUGUCUGUAUCUGCUGUCAUACUGAGGGGGACAGAGGCUGAGGACUAUCGGGAGAUUUCUGUUUCAGGAGUAAUCUCCACACUCGUGAAGCCUUUCUUCCACACACACCUGUAUUCCCCUUCUCUGCUUUGUUGGAGUCUACGGUCACGCUCAGUCGGUAAUUAAUCUGUGCGCACGCGAUUCAAUCAAAUCAUUUUACGUGUCGCCUCGUCCAAAUACGUCCACGCACUGGGUGACGAGGGUAACAAUCAAAACAAAAAGAAAUGUGUGUAUUGAGAAGAAAAAAAAAAAAUACUUGAAAUUAAGAUGAAUGUAUUCUCCUUCCAAAGAAAGUGUGCUUGUGAGUGUUGUGGGGUGAAGAAAGCCCCAGUAGCGGAUAUAGUCGCGGCUGUGUGUUGUUCGUACGUGCUGUUUGAAUCGCACAAAGGCUCCUCCUGACGCCGGGCGGCGCGUCACAGAGAGCGGGGCAGGAAGCCGGGCCGCCUGCGUCUGCGGCGCACUUCCUGUGUGACUGACCACAGCUUCCGCCCGGGCCUCCAUCGCCCCGUGAGCCUGCCCUGCUCUCCCUGCCCCUGCCCCGCUCCCCUUGCCCCGCUCCACCUGCCCCUGCCCCACUCUCCCUGCCCCUGCCCCGCUCCACCUACCCCGCUCUCCCUGUCCUGCUCCACCUGCCCCUGCCCCGCUCCACCUGCCCUGCUCCACCUGCCCCUGCCCUGCCCCACUCCCCCUGCCCUGCUCCCCCUGCCCCAAUCUCCCUGCCCCAGCCCCAAUCUCCCUGCCCCUGCCCUGCUCCCCCUGCCCCGCUCCCCCUGCCCCUGCCCUGCUCCCCCUGCCCCUGCCCCGCUCCCCCUGCCCCACAGAGACCCGAGACGGCACGGCGUGCUCACACAGUCUGCGCUGCUUUAAGGGGAACGGCGUCGUCGGGGCAGAGGGGGCUACGCUGGUUGUUCCGGUGGCUGUGAGUGCGUCUGAGAGAAGAGGUAACGGGAAGUGACUGAGGACACACACAAGCUGUCACCUCUGGGUCAGCCGCGAGACCGGUCCCUUCUGCAAGCCGUCCUUCCUCAAACUCUCAUCUUACAGCUCCUCCUGUCAUGCUUUUACGUGUCUGCAAUAUUCAUGUUUUUGUUUUUUUCAUUUUCAUUUUUGGUUUAAACCCAGACGAGCACUCCAUCCAAAUUUCUGUGGCAUUUUGUUUUGUGAGCGGUUUUCAGGUUUGUUACCAAAAAUGUGGCAUAGAGCCACAGCUAUUGCAGAUAAACGGUGUAAUAUCUUGAUAGUUUAUUCUACUGUACAACUUAAAUCUUUUGCUGAAACAUGGGGUCAAAGUACAGUAAUAUAUCUAUAUAUAAAGGGUAGUACUUUUGAUUAUUCCAUGUACACUUUAAAUAUUUUAAACGGUGCAACAUUGUCUGUAGAAUCCCAGCAGGCAUUUGGGCAGAUCAUUGUUUGUGACGUUGUCCAAUCAUAUUUGAGAGGAAUAUCAGGUGACAUACCAUAGGAUCUAUUGGUGCUCAUUCUCCUUGAGAAAAAUACAGCUCACUCGAGCACAUUCAUAAACAAACUAGAGUGCAUAGCUCUUCCACUGUAUUCGUCCUAAAAUGAAAUCAUUUCAUUACUGGACCAUAAGAACUCAUUUCACUCAGAUGUAUCUAUAUUCACGGAGCUUAAGUGGUCAUUUCAGACCAACUGCCACAAAGUUGGAAAACGUGCAUGACCUGUGCAUCUAAUAAUGCUAGUCACUGUACAUCAACAGGCCAGUUUGGCCAAUAAUGAUGGAUAAUCGUCUCGUGUACAAGGACUGCAUACACACAAGGCUGUGCUGAGGGCCUGUGAGAAUGUUACUGAAAAGCUGCACUGUCAUUACACGACCGUAGCAGAGAUACGGUGUCUUUUUUUAGUCUUCUGUUCAUUUUGUUUUAAGUUUUUCCGUUUUUAGAGGGACCUGUAAGUUGUGUUACUUUUUCAUCCAUUGUUGCAUCUACAGAGACAGAAGUUGAGUCGAUGAUGGAUUAUCUGAAGGCUUACCCGGAGGCCCUCUCGGCAGACGGCUGAUGAUAUUACUGCACGCCGAUCCGUGUGACGUAGGCUUCGUACAAAACAUCGUUUUGUUUUUCAAAUAAAAACAAAUGCGGUAGUCCGUCACGGGAAACGACGUGUGCGUCAGUCCCUUACGAUGAGAAUUCUCUUUAAGCCUUACUGUGUGUUUGUGACCCAAGUACCGUCUUUACAGAUAUGCAUAUCUGAAAGUGUAUGUUCUGUUCAUUUUGCAUGGCAUUUUUCUUGUCACAAAAAAAAGCAAAAAACAAAAAAACAAAAAAAGCUCACAUUUUGAAGACUGAUUUCUUCAUUUAAGCAUGUUUUUCCACCCACCAAGUUCAACAUUUUUCUUUUGCAAGCCUACAAAGUGCCAAAACCAACCGACUGCGGGUUUUUCUUUUGCUUGGAGUGAGAGAAUCGGAUGUCACUCGACCCCGUUUAGAGAAAGGAGAAGGAGCUUCACUUUCUGAACCCUGCGCCUCUGUGGGGUUGUACUUCUGUGUCUCUCUGUGUGAGUCCGUGUGCAGUGUCCUGCACAUUAUAUUCUGCAACGAACCAGCCGUGUAUGAUCUACCCAAACGGGGCUUAUGAGUCCACUGUUCCACGUCAGUAUGUAAUGCACAGGAUUCAUAGGCACCGACUCUCUCUCUCUCUCGCACACACGCACGCACGGAAAAAAAACUAAAUAAAAGUGCGUUUCACUGCCUUUUUGGUAA